Molecule: messenger RNA, 627 nt
Organism: Pseudovirgaria hyperparasitica
Lineage: Eukaryota; Fungi; Ascomycota; Dothideomycetes; Acrospermales; Acrospermaceae
Exons: 1
Coding region: 177-569 (130 amino acids)
Source: RefSeq, a predicted model, not a curated record
UCGAGACGGCUAUCUGCUCGUGCCAUCGCCCAUUAUCGAUGCCGGCCUAGCAAUGCAAGAUAUGGAAAACAAGGCAUUGUUUGGCAGCGUAUCAACACUGUCAGGACAUCUACGGGCUGUCUAGCUCCUGCACAUUCGUUUAGAUUUCAGAGGCUCACUCACCAUGGCAGUGCUGCAUGCGCCAACCAUUUCUUCCCAACAACACGGUCUGUGCAGUUUGGCGAGACGCCGCCCUUUCGUCGCUUCUCCCGGUUUUUUUCGCACAAGCAUUUUCAUCAAAACAUCUUCGGCAGCCUCUUCUUAUCAAUGGGUCCGUGAACGGGGAGGACUCGAUCAGCCAAUGCGCCCUGCCCUUACUGCCGCUGCCUACAUUUCAAAUUCUCAAACAUCGGUUAUGUAGACUUAGAUUAAACAGCAUGGGUGCCAGGGUCUACAUGAGCCGCCCCGCGAACCGUGGACUACCGCCAAGUGUUCGACCUCGUCCAUACGAGAUGUGUGUUUCUGCUUCCUGCUUGAACAACACCCUUGGGCGAACGGGCGCGUCCCGACUUCCCCGGGCCGGCAAAUGACAUGCUCCCCCAUUCCAAAGCCCCCUUGACAGCAUAACAAUGCACUCCUCCGCGCAUG